GAGGGGAGAGUUCAUAUCUUCUGGAAGCAAUGACGUAUUAACUACUGCAUUAGGGAGCCAAGAACCUUACGGAAGGGUUAGAGGUGUAGGGGGAUUUGUGAAGCCCCAAGUCUACUUCAAAACUCCAAGGAAGAAGAGGGAGUUGGUGUCAAAGGCUUUGGCUGAAAACUUCAAAGAGCAAGCGGAGGAAACAAAGAUUUUGAAAGCUGAAGUUGAAAAACUGAAGGCUCUUCUUGCUCGAUUUAUGCCAGAAACAAGUGAUCGAGUUUCUGAACGUGUAGCAUCUAACAAGUCAUCGCACAUGGCAGUUCAAAUAUUGGAAGAUGAUGUGGAAGUUUUUGAAUGCGACAAUUCAUUCAAUCAGGGGAAAAAAUGUCAUUUGGCUCUGAAGAAUAAGGGGAAUGUGGUGGCAUAUGGCACGAUAGUAUCCGACGGAGGCCCAAAUGUAAUGCUGCACAAUGCUCCACUUGGGGAAGGCAACUUAAAGGUGUCUGUUGAUGUUGUUUUACAGGAGGAAGCAGAGCUUCCAAUUCCACUUAAGUCAGGACCAAUAGUAAUGGUAGAUGCUGUUGGAACUGUGGUUGGCUGGCCAAAAGAAUUGGUGAUAUUUCCGACGACAAAGAAAACGGAGAAACCUGCACCACCAUUUGCUAUUUUGGAGGUUCCUGAUGAGAAAAAAUAA
Zingiber officinale is the source of this 682-nucleotide messenger RNA. RefSeq lists its product as uncharacterized. The transcript has 3 exons. The record is from RefSeq and is a predicted model, not a curated record. Bases 245 to 682 code for a protein of 145 amino acids. Lineage: Eukaryota; Viridiplantae; Streptophyta; Magnoliopsida; Zingiberales; Zingiberaceae.